AUGUUUAUCUGUUUGAUUGCAGAAACAACAAAGUCAAUAGUCAGAGAUCAAACCUCAAGAUCGGAGAUCAUCUCUACACACGCAUUAGAAGACGCCAAGGAAGUGAUCAGAAAGAACGGCAUGGUCAUCAUCAAGGGCGCCUCUGGGGACGGAAAGACAAUGAUGUGCUACCAGCUGUUGAAGUGGCUAAUGGAUGGCGAUAAUAAGGAUACUGGACUGUCAAAAGAUCCGUUACAGCUUCACAGCAUGUCUAAAUGGGAUGACAUUGUUCAGCCAGAAACACAGAUAGCUUUAUUUAUUGAUGAUGUCAGUGGGGAUAUUGUUAAAGAAUUGGAGAGAAGGAAAGACUCUAUACAGUUAGCAUUUUGUGGCAAACUGAAAAGUAGAUCAAAUUGUUUGAUCCUCAAUGUUCGAGAUGAAAUUUUCAAAAGCACACAAAUGUCCUCAUGUAAACUAUUUAAUGACGAUAACACCAUUGAUUUGAGAGGUAAAAACCUCAUGACAAGUGAAGAAAAGCUGCAGAUUUUAGAAAAGUAUGUCCCAAAAAUUAAAGACUUAUCUGGUGGAAAGGAAUCUGAAAUUGUUAAAUUUGCCCCCAAAAUUGGGUUUCCACAAUGCUGCAGACUGUAUAGAGAUGUUCCUAGCUUAAAAAAUGAAGGGGUUGAUUUCUUCAAAAGUCCAGUCUAUUUCAUGGAAAAAACUUUGAAGAAAUUACCAAAGGAAUGCUUUGCUUCACUUCAAUUUCUCUUUCUCAAUGAUGGGAGGGUAAAGAAAGGAGACUUAGAUCCUCCUAACAGUGAAAAUGUUGACAAGAAAAAGCUAGAGAUAGCUUUCCCUGGCGUUGAACUAAGUCAUGAAGACAAAAUCAGACUGUUACGUAGAAGUUUAGAUCAAAUGUUAGGAUCUCUGGUUGCAAAAACGAAAUGCAGGUUUCUGUAUGAUGAUGAUUCUGACGUAUUAGAUUCUGAUUCUGAUGUAUUAGAUUCUGAUUCUGAUGUAUUAGAUUCUGAUGAUGUAUUUUACAGUUUUUGUCAUGCUUCUGUUCAGGACACUGUUGCCCUUUUGUUUGGCAAUAACACAAAAAUUGGGUUCAUAGAGAAUUGUCCAAGAAAGUUUCUACGUUAUAUAUCAACAUCAAAAACCAUUCCAAACAGAAUAAUUAUAUAUUCUAGUAAUACAGACAUGUAUAAACGUUUAGUCAGAGAGUUUGAAUCUGACUCCAACAAAAACUGGUUUGAUAGUGAAUAUAUAACUUCAUUAGAUGUAUGGAAAGAUAUUCAGUUUCUGCAGGGAUUUAUUAGAUGGCUAAGUGGUCAGAAUGUUGACAAAAACUUGUACCAUGAGAUAAAACGUCGCAUGUUGAAUGGAGCAUGCUCUUCUGGUUCAGAAGAAUGUGCUUUAUUGCUCCUGUCGGAGGGUGUGACACCUGACGAGGAGACACCGUUUUGUGUGGUAGAGGGAGGGCGUGUGAGUGUGUUACGUAAACUACUGGAGUAUGAUGUCACUCAGACAGCGAGGGCACACAGGUCACAAUCACCACAUAUAGCUUGGAAUAUCAAUGUCCUACAUGAGGCAUGUUUGUUUGAGAGAGAUGAGAUGGUGACUUUGUUGUGUAACACUUACCCACACUUGGUACAUGACACUGAAGGCGAGGGACGAAGCAUGCUCCAUUUUGUGGCGUGGAUAGGAAACUGUGAUAUAUUCAAAACAGUGGAGAGAAUUAUACUUAAUUCCUUGUAUGGAGUUGAGGACGAACAUCAUAAGUGUGAGACAGUAGAAGGUCGUGUGGUGCACAGGAAUUGUGCAUGUGCUCAGUACAUGUGUCAGUUAGUGGAUGAUAAAGGGAGUACAGUGUUGCAUCAUAGUAGUGGGUUAGGGCACAUGGAGGUUUGUAAAUACCUGUGCGAGUCGUACCCACGCCUAACUAUAGCUGUAGAUAAUAAUGGGGAAACAUUGUAA
Mizuhopecten yessoensis (Yesso scallop) is the source of this 1959-nucleotide messenger RNA. RefSeq lists its product as uncharacterized. Gene Ontology annotation, molecular function: protein binding. The record is from RefSeq and is a predicted model, not a curated record. The transcript has a single exon. Lineage: Eukaryota; Metazoa; Mollusca; Bivalvia; Pectinida; Pectinidae. The coding region runs from base 1 to 1959 and encodes 652 amino acids.